Arabidopsis lyrata subsp. lyrata is the source of this 1368-nucleotide messenger RNA. Its product is annotated as putative F-box protein At1g47790. Lineage: Eukaryota; Viridiplantae; Streptophyta; Magnoliopsida; Brassicales; Brassicaceae. The transcript has a single exon. Bases 145 to 1284 code for a protein of 379 amino acids. The record is from RefSeq and is a predicted model, not a curated record. Gene Ontology annotation, molecular function: protein binding.
CCAAAUGGACUUAACCACUUGACUACAGUAAGUGCACCAAAAAUAUAUAGUAACUAAAUAAAAAACCUAGAACAUAAUACAGUAUAUAAUAACAAGAAAAGUUCUAAACAACACAUCCUAACAAAUUAGGGUUUUGACCAAAAAAUGGAGCAACCAAAAGAGAAGAAGAGAAAAGUCAACAGAAAAAGAAGAACGCAAUCAAAAUCAACUUCGUCCUUUCCUCUGGAUCUAACCACAGAGAUACUCUUGAGGCUGCCAGCGAGAUCUGUUUUGAGAUUUCGUUGCGUGUCGAAGCUUUGGUCAUCAAUCACCACCGACUCAUAUUUCAUCAAGUCAUUUGAAACGAGGUUCUCAACACUGCGGCCGAGUCUUCUAGUCUGCUUCAAAGAAGGUGACAAGUUGUUUGUUUCUUCAAUCCCACAACAUAAUCAUAAUUCCAACGAGUCUUACUCUUGUUCUCAGCCUAUUUAUCGUUAUCAUAUGAAAUUCCCAAAAGGACUUAGUACCUUCCCCCCUACGGAAUCCGUCCAGGGCUUGAUCUGCUUUCAAGUAUCAGGAACGCCAAUUGUUUCGAACCCUAGCAAAAGAGAGUUAUUACCCUUACCCAAACCCCCAAAGAGCUUGUAUGCUAACUUUUUAGGAUACGAUCCAGUUGAAGGUAAACACAAAGUAAUGUGCAUGCCUCAUUCAAUAAGUUCUGAUGUGCGUUGGGUGUUUACAUUGGGGUCGACUCAAGAUUCAUGGAGAACGGUCAACACCAACCAUAGGCAUCCUUCUGACUACAAUACUUUUGGGCGAUGCAUCAAGGGGGUCAUAUAUUAUGUAGAGGAUAUUUAUAAUAAGGGUGUUUUGGUUAUAAUUACAUUUGAUGUCAGAUUUGAAAAAUUUGGUAUGAUAGAUUUACCAUCGGAUAUAUUUUAUAGGGACAUGCUGAUAAAUUAUAAGGGGAGAUUAGCUUUUGUUGAUAAAAAUAAAACGAGGAAGAGCACAUUGUGGAUUUUGGAGGAUGCAAAGAAACACAAAUGGUCAUCAAGUAAAGAUUUUCUUGAACCUUUUAGUUACUAUGAUAAGAGUUUGAAAAGCGAUUUCAACCUAAAAGGUUUCACUCAUGCUGGUGAGCUUAUUUAUGCUCCAUCCACAUUUCACAAAUCAUUUUAUAUUUUAUUUUGUGAUUCGGUGAGAGAAAGCUUUAGAAGAUUCGAAUUUAAAGGAAUCACAGAUGACGAAUCCGGUAAGGGAGUCGGAAAAGGAUGUGUGCUCCAUACUUUCCCGAAUCACCUUUGAGAGAGUCUCAUAUCUCUUUGUAACAAUUUGCUGAUUUUUGUUUUGUUUUGUUUUUCCUUUGAAUGACAUUUAAUUACGUUAUGA